Letharia columbiana is the source of this 2349-nucleotide messenger RNA. RefSeq lists its product as uncharacterized. NCBI's taxonomy places the organism in Eukaryota, Fungi, Ascomycota, Lecanoromycetes, Lecanorales, Parmeliaceae. Gene Ontology annotation, molecular function: ATP binding; RNA helicase activity; hydrolase activity, acting on acid anhydrides. Bases 1 to 2349 code for a protein of 782 amino acids. The transcript has 2 exons. The record is from RefSeq and is a predicted model, not a curated record. Gene Ontology annotation, cellular component: mitochondrial degradosome. Gene Ontology annotation, biological process: mitochondrial RNA 3'-end processing; RNA catabolic process.
AUGCUACCAGCUGAUCGAGCCUUGACUUCACGUCUGCUCCCCCGUGCCUGGACGGCGAGACGCCCCACCAUUAGCACACGGUGCAGGUCUGUGAAAGCUACGGACGAGAAAUGGACAAUCAGGGAGCCACUCAUAAAGGGUCGCCUUAGGAUCUUGACUCGGCAGCCGGACAUCAAAUUUGCGGAUGCUGCCACGAGAUCUAAACUCCUCAAGACAGAGACUUUUAUACCAUGGCUUAUUACUCGACUCCAGAUUCUAGUCGCGAAAUCUACUGAUGCAGGAUUUGUAACUUUUGCCAGGAAUCUUAUAGAUAUCUUACCGCGGAGGUCUAUUUGGACAGCCCUGGAAACCCAAGAUGUUCAACUUCCUUCACAAUCGGAAUGGCAACCUUCAGAACAGUCAAGACCUGUGUCGCUUCUUAGAUCUCUGCGACAAGCUUUCAUGUCCAAUGGAGAGUCAGGAGUGGACACUCAGCUCAAAUACUCCUAUCAUGGCCUCCUAGCAAGUCAGAAGUUCUCGAAGGUUGAUAUCGAGAAUCAGGAAAAGCUUGCCGAUCUACGUUAUCCAGUGGAAUGGUAUCCAGCAACGCGGGUAGUCCAAAGGAAGAUAGUUCUGCACGUCGGACCCACAAACUCCGGCAAAACCUACCAUGCUUUGAAACGACUCGAGCAGGCGGACACCGGGAUAUACGCAGGACCUUUGCGGCUCCUGGCCCAUGAAGUCUAUACCAGGCUGAACGCGAAAGGAAAACUCUGUGAUCUCAUCACUGGCGACGAAAAAGUCGUGCAAGGGGGUGAUGGAGCACAAAUGAAAAGCUGUACUGUCGAGAUGGUGCCUCUGAAUACAGAUGUCGAUGUAGCAGUCGUUGAUGAGAUUCAGAUGAUAGGUCACAAGGAGCGAGGAUGGGCCUGGACGCAAGCACUUCUUGGUCUCAAAGCGAAAGAGAUCCAUCUGUGUGGUGAGGAGCGAAGUGUGCCUCUGAUCAAGGAGCUUGCAGCAUCGAUGGGAGACGAAAUCGAGAUUCACACGUACAAACGACUAAGCCCACUUAAAACAAUGUCGACAAGCCUACGGCGCCGGCUGAGUGACCUCAGGAAAGGAGACUGUGUGGUGGUAUUCUCGCGCGUUGGAAUACAUGCGAUGAAGAAAGAGAUUGAAAACGUGACCCAAAAGCGAGUAGCUGUUGUCUACGGGAGCUUGCCUCCAGAAAUAAGAGCACAACAGGCCAAACUUUUCAACGAUCCCGACAAUGAAUAUGAUAUUCUGGUGGCUAGUGACGCUAUUGGCAUGGGGUUGAAUUUGGCUAUCAAGCGCGUAAUAUUCGAGUCUGUGUCCAAGUUCAACGGAUCCCAUUUCGCGGUUAUCGAAGCUGCCCAUAUUAAGCAAAUUGCUGGCCGUGCAGGUCGCUACCGCACGGCAGCACAAGCAGAAGGCCCGGCCGGAAAUUCGCUUGAAGACAUAGAAAAUCCAAAGAUGUCGUGGAGUAUGCCAGCACCAAACCUAGGACUAGUUACCACUCUCGAAGAAGCAGAUCUUCCGAUUCUCCGUAAAGCCAUGCAAGAGGAGUUGGACCCCAUCAUGAGUGCAGGUAUCUUUCCUCCAACGAGCGUUCUUCUAAAAUUUGCAACCUAUUUUUCUCCAUCGACAAGCUUCAGUUACAUCUUGCUACGGCUCCACGAGCUCUCACUCAGACAUCCAAGGUAUCACUUGUGCGUUCUGAAGGACCAAAUCGCUAUUGCAGACACUAUUCAGCCUGUCCAAAACCUGAGCAUCCACGACCGCAUUGUAUUUUGCGCUGCUCCUGCCACAGUCAAGAAUACAGGCAUGCCCGCUAUUCUUGCAGCCUUCGCUAGAUGCGUUGGAGAUAAUUCCAGUGGAGCUCUACUUGAUAUACUCGAAAUACCUUUGGACAUAUUGGAUGAAGACAUCAGACCUGACAGAGCCUACAUGGAACGGUUGGAAUCUCUACACAAGGCCUUGAUCCUCUACCUAUGGCUAAGCUACCGGUUUGCUGGAGUGUUCAUCAAUCAAGCGAUGGCCUUUCAUGUCAAGAGACUCGUAGAGGAGAGAAUCGAUAAGAUGCUGGCGGAAUACUCGUCUAGUCCUGCCAUAAGAGAGAGUAUCAAGAAAAUGAGGGAGGAGGCCUUACGUCAGAUCAGCAAGCUUAAUGAACCAGUUGCUGAGUCUGACGACUCUAGCGUUCAGAUGAAGUUGCCAGAUGCUCCGUUCCUACCCGAGGGCGCAUCUGAUCAGGAGCAAAGUUCCCAACAGAAGGACGCUCGACUUGAAGAAAGAUUGCGGAACAUGGAAGUUGCAUCUGGGGAUAUUCAAAGUGUCGCUUCGCCUUGA